Messenger RNA from Sodiomyces alkalinus F11, 1087 nucleotides. RefSeq lists its product as hypothetical. Gene Ontology annotation, molecular function: zinc ion binding. The transcript has 2 exons. The record is from RefSeq and is a predicted model, not a curated record. The coding region runs from base 268 to 765 and encodes 165 amino acids. NCBI's taxonomy places the organism in Eukaryota, Fungi, Ascomycota, Sordariomycetes, Glomerellales, Plectosphaerellaceae.
CCCAGGGUCUUGUCUUCCGUUGGCUGUCGUCCUACUCCAACCCCUUGCUGCUCAUAUUAUUAUGAUUAUUAAUUUUUUUCUUCCUCUUUUUUCCUCUGCCCUGCCGUGUUGUGUUCCUCUCUUCUCAACUCCUUUCUCCCCUUUCCUCCCACCAUCUCCCACACUCAGCCCAUCCCGUCGAGCCAACAACCAGCUAGCUAGCUUGCCUCGUCUUGUUUGUUCCCUCAACACACCCGCUCCUCUUCCUCUCCCAACCCCCCUCCAACCAUGUCCAGCGAUACCAAAGCCGCCGCCGCCGCCCGAGCCAGCCAGCCCUAUCCCGCCGAGGCUCCUCCCCCCGCCUACGCCGCGGGCCCAUCCGACGCCAACGCGCCCCCCAUUGCUCAAGAGCCGCUACAACAAGACCGGUCCGCCCCCGCUCCAGGUCCGCAUCCCGCUUAUGCUCCCGGUCCGGCACAUGGCGGCUCCUACCCCAUGCAGCCGUACGGCCAGCAGCAGCCCAGGGGUACACCGCUGCAUUCCCUGACGGACCAGCAGACCGACGUCGUGUGCCCGGCCUGCAACCACUACGGCGUGACCGUCAUCGACUUCCAGGCCGGAGGCUUCACCCACGGCCUCGCCGCCAUCAUCUGCUUCCUCUCCUGCCUGGGCUGCAUCCCCUACCUCUUUGCCCGUCUCAAGGACGUGACGCACAAGUGCGCAAAGUGCGACACCCUGCUCGCCACCUACCAUCGCAGUGGCAGGACCGUGGUUCACGUCAAGUAAGGCGUCGAUACCAUUCCAUGGCGCUGCUCGUUUUUCGUCUUUUGCUACGGAAAUCGACAAUCGGCUUGGACGGCUUUGAAGACGGCAUGACUGAAGAGAAGCCCUUGUUCGAAGCAUCAAGGGUGUGCGAAAAAAAAGAGAAGGCCAUCGGAUGGUGGAGUAAUAACCACGUACGUUUGUAUCAUGACUUGUUGUUUUUGUUGACGGGCCAUACUCUGAGGCGAAAGCACCACGCCGAGUGAGAGCUUUCUGAUAACUUUGGAUUGGUGAAAAAUAUAGAGACGGGGAGGGGAGAGGGAAGCAGAAGCAGAAGCAGACGGGG